AUGGCAGCCACGACCCACCAUUGGGAGUUGCAGCAGCGACUUUCCACAGUGCUGCCGCUGAAUGACAGCGAGCUGACACAGGUCUUAUCACAUGUCGAGUCGCUCUCCACAGAUGAAGCCUGUAUCUACUUCAACGACCUCUUAGGCGACUCUCCGAACGCUCAGAAGUUCAUCGCUGCAUUCAGAGACAGUCGAUCUCCCAACGGAGCAUCAGCCGCUGCAACACAACCGAAGACCAAGGCUGACUUGGCGGCGGCGAUGAUGAUGAGACACGUAGGAUCAGCUGCAGUAAUGCAACACAAGUCUGAUCCGCCUGUCUCACAAAGUAGCGGCGCCAACGGCAAGCACGCGCCAGCCACUGCUGCUCCAUCACUACCGGCGUACGCGCCGCCACCCGGCCGACCACCCACUAGCCGAGCGCUGGAAUACGACCACACCAACGCCGUGAUAGAAGCCGCAAGGGUUCGUGCGAGAGACGAGUAUGCGAAAUGGCAGCGCUAUGGUGUUCAGGAUAUGUGGUCCAAGGCGGUCAUGUACCCGGGUGAGAAGGCAUAUACCGACUCCAAGGGAAACCCUCGCUACGGCGGUAAUGGCCGCAAUGGGCUGUGGUCGAGCAACCCGUACAUGAUGCGAGUAGUAUCACCAUACGGGUAUAACCAGUUCAACUGGAUGGGUGGUCCAACGAGACCAAUACCUGGCUAUCACGCCAAGAGCAUUCAUCAGACCAUUGCACUGAAUAACAACCUCAAUCGCGAGGCUCAGGCGAAGAUCGACGCGCAGGAGCCAGAUCACAACAUCUGGGCUGAAGACGGCGGACUGGAAAAUGCCAUGUCGAACCUCGGUCUCGGCGACGACAGAACCACGGCAGAAAAGGGCAGCGCCGUCCGCAGCGAAAAGCGCCCGAGCCUGUCAGCACCAGACACCAAACCCUCCACUUCACGGCUCCACAGCUUCCGCAAAUCAAUCGGCAUGAAGACCUCGACCGAGCGCGCCGUCUCCAAAGCCACCAAAGCCGUCUCCCGCGGCGUCGACCUCCGCGAAGCAAUCCUCAAAGAAGAGCGCGGUCGCUGGCCCGACGCGCAAUGGCAGCAGAUCGUCCUCACCUACCAGGACAAAGUAGGCAUGACGAAAAAGAUCGCUGCGCUCCGCAACCGCAGCCCGAUCCAGUACCUCCACCUCUUGCGCGCCGGCUACUUCGAGCCCAUCCCAGUCGCAUGGGCGAAUCAAGCCUCCAACCCUCUCAAGUUCUCAAUAGAAGCAGCAGCCGGCUGGCGCGGCAUCACCCCAACCUGGCGCGGCUACGAAGACACCGCCGAAGAGCGCCUCUACUGGGUCCUCAACCACCGCGACUCACCCGACGGGAUCACCCGCACCCGCCUGAAGCCCGACUUCAUCUCCGAAAUGGACAUGGCCCGCGCCCGAAUGGCCUCCGCCGUCGAGCCACCACCGCAAUACUUCUCCCCCGACGACACCUGCCACGUCCAACACACCGACACCAAAGGCGGCUACUCGCGCCAAGUGAUGCCUCCACCCCUGCACAUCGUCGACCGCCCCGAACAGCCCACCGACGACACCAUGAUCCUGCUCGACGUCAGCGGCAGCAUGGACUUCGACCCCGUCCGGCCCGUCUACGACCAGUACCUCAUCACGCAGUACGUGAGCGGGACGCAACCUAAGAACAAAGACGUCGCGAAAGCCAUCAUUCGACGCUUCACCGAUGCGCUUUCACACCACGACCACAUCUCUCAAUCGGGCAACGACGGCUACGAUCUGGUGACAUUCUCCAGCCAAGCGACGUACAUCGGCCGCAUCAACCACGCGAACCUCGACCACCACUGGAACACCAAAGUGCGUCUCGGCGGCGGCACGCGCGUCAUGACGGGCUGGCAGAUGGUGAAGGAUCUGCAUUUCCGCAAACACUCCGCGAGCGCGACCUAUCAUCCGGUGUAUGGCUGGCAGGCCGGGCCGGAAACACCCAUCUUGCGGCUGCUCCUGCUGCUGGAUGGGGAGGCGACGGACAUGGACGAAUUCGAGCUGGAUCUGCUGAGCUUGAGCUGGGCGCACGUGACGGUUUUCUUGGUCGGGGUGGAGGGAUGUCCGCAUCAUCAUAGGCAUGCGAAUGAAUUGCAGAGAAUAGGGGAUGUGAAUCCGCAUGUCAGCUUUGUGGAUGCGCAGGGAAAUUGUCCCGAGAGAUAUGUGACGCACGAGUUGUUGAAGAGGCAUUUGGGAUAUGAGGUUAGUCAGGGGGAGUUUGAGGAGAUGGAGAGGCUGCCGACCUACAGUGAGGUUGCUUGA
Molecule: messenger RNA, 2295 nt
Organism: Cyphellophora attinorum
Lineage: Eukaryota; Fungi; Ascomycota; Eurotiomycetes; Chaetothyriales; Cyphellophoraceae
Exons: 4
Coding region: 1-2295 (764 amino acids)
Source: RefSeq, a predicted model, not a curated record